UUCUGUCUCUGCUGCUCUCUGUAUAUCUGACUUUGCAAUAAAAAUAAUUUUUUUAAAUAAGUUGUGCAUAAUUGAGGGCUGGUAGUUAAGCAAUAAGACAAGGAAAGACCUGUGGACCAUGACCAGGGACAGGGCCACUCAGAGACCUCAGCACACAGGGACAGUGCCCAGCGGCCAAGGCCUCUGCCUCCUGGACAGCACUUGGUGCUGGGGGAGAGCUGUUCCUCCCCUUUGGCAAAGCCCCAUGAGCUGCAGUGUUCACAAGCAGCUUGAUUUUCUCAAAACUGAGCAGUUCUGGAAAAAUUGUGAAUUCAGGUGGUGAAAAAAAUUGUUUGUGAGACUUUUUCCCCCUGUUUUCUUUGUUGGUAUUUUGGCAGAGGAUUCAGCAGAACUAGGUUCUGGAGUCUGAAGUGGCCAUGAUUCACUCAGUGUGGGUGACAGAACAUAGGCUUAUCCACAGUUCCUAAGUAAAAACAGGUCACCACUUCAGAAGCAAGCUUUGAAGGAUCUGAUGUACUCCGGAGAAGGAAGCACAUGAGAAAUAGCAGGUGGUGAUGAAGUGCGGCAAGCUGGUGAUGUGAUGGAGAAAGUCUCGGGAAGCGGAGAUAAGCAUGCAAAGGCAGCCGUGUUCAGCAGCAGCAAAGUCCUGGCCGAAGAGGGAGAGAGUGCUCCCGGUAAAGCUGCCGCCGCCGUGACACCGGAUGCUGCAGCGAGCGGAGCCGGCACAGGUGACUCAGGUGACAGCAGUGUGACGUGUGUCUCAGAAUUCAUCAGUAGCGAUGGGAGCUAUGCAAGAACGAAGCCUGGUGAGUGCAGUGGGUGUGGGAAGCCAGUGCCCCACAUUAAGCGUGAGAAAAUGCAGCUGGAAGACGCAUCCUGUGGAUUUCAUCAAAAUGGAGAAGCCUACGCUAUAAGUGAAGAGAACAUUUAUCAGAAAAUUCGUGUUUUGGAGAAACCUUUUGAAUUCGUUGAAUGCCAAAACGCAUUCCAAAAGGAUACAGUGUUCGAUCAUCCCAUGGAAGAGAAGUCCUCCACCUGGAAUGCAUCGGAAUUAGCUUUUCUCCAAGUGUCCAGCCUCGGUGUGCGUCAGAGAGCGCACGUGGAAAUGAAGCCCUACGAAUGCCGUGAGUGUGGGAAAUCCUUCUGUAAGAAGUCCAAGUUUGUUAUCCACCAGAGGACGCACACAGGAGAGAAGCCCUAUAAAUGCAGCCAGUGUGGGAAGGCCUUCUGCCAGAAGGGCACCCUGACUGUGCACCAGCGGACCCACACGGGGGAGAAGCCCUACGCGUGCAGCGAGUGCGGGAAGAACUUCUACCAGAAGCUGCACCUCAUUCAGCACCUGCGCACGCACUCAGGGGAGAAGCCCUACGCGUGCAGCUACUGCGGGAAGGCCUUCUGCCAGAAGACCCACCUCACGCAGCACCAGAGGACACACUCGGGAGAGAGGCCCUAUGUCUGUCAUGACUGCGGGAAGACCUUCUCGCAGAAGUCGGCACUGAACGACCACCAGAAAAUUCACACAGGCGUCAAACUCUACAAGUGCAGCGAGUGUGGGAAAUGCUUCUGCCGCAAGUCCACCCUCACCACUCACCUGAGGACGCACACGGGGGAGAAGCCCUACGAGUGCAACGAAUGUGGCAAGUUCUUCUCUCGGCUGUCCUACCUCACCGUCCACUACAGAACCCACUCCGGGGAGAAGCCGUACGAGUGCAGCGAGUGCGGGAAGACCUUCUACCUGAACUCGGCCCUCAUGAGGCACCAGCGCGUGCACACCGGAGAGAAGCCCUACGAAUGUAACGAAUGUGGGAAGUUGUUCUCCCAGCUGUCGUACCUCACGAUCCACCACAGAACCCACUCAGGAGUGAAGCCGUACGAGUGCAGCGAGUGCGGGAAGACCUUCUACCAGAACUCGGCUCUCUGCAGACACCGGCGAAUACACAGAGGAGAGAAGCCCUACGAAUGUUACAUAUGUGGAAAGUUCUUCUCCCAGAUGUCGUACCUCACCAUCCAUCACCGGAUCCACUCGGGAGAGAAACCCUAUGAAUGCAGUGAGUGUGGGAAGACCUUCUGCCAGAACUCGGCCCUGAACAGACACCAGAGGACACACACAGGGGAGAAGGCCUACGAGUGCUGCGAGUGCGGAAAGUGCUUCUCCCAGAUGUCCUAUCUCACCAUCCAUCACCGGAUCCACUCGGGAGAAAAGCCCUUUGAGUGCAGUGAGUGUGGGAAAGCCUUCUCCCGGAUGUCCUACCUCACUGUGCAUUACAGGACUCAUUCAGGAGAAAAACCCUAUGAAUGUACUGAGUGUGGGAAAAAAUUCUACCACAAAUCAGCAUUCAACAGCCACCAGAGAAUCCACAGACGAGGGAGCGGGGACGUGAUUGACGUGGCAAGGCUCCUCUGAUGUGAGACAGCCUUUCAUCGGCCAGUCAACCCUCCACGUCUGUGGGUUCCACGCGCAGUAAUUUAGGCCACCAGAAACAUGACACAAAAGGACUUCCGUCUGUGCAUGCGCAGCUGUCUUCCUUGUCAGUAUUUCCUGAACAAAAGAGUGUACAAGCUAUUUACAUGGUAUUAGAUAUUGUAAAUAAUUGAGAGAUGAAUUAAAGUAUCUGACAAGAUGUAUUCAAGUUAUAUGCAACUAUUAACCAAGGGACUUGCGUGUCUGCAGGUUCUGCUCCCCACAGGGGCUCCUGGAAGCAGUCCCUGUGGGCGCCAAGUGAUGGCACAUGAGCAGGUGUGCGAAGCCACGGUGCACUAGUUAGAUCCAUCUAGAAACUUACAAGGUGGGAGCCACCUGACUCAUAAAAUACCAGACUGUCCAGGAGUAAAACAAAAAACUCGCCCAGUACUCAAAGCCUUGGAUUUGAACUGCUUUCCACACCAAGGAAUCCAUAACGGGAAGUCUCUGAAAUGUGGAAGACACUUUUGGAAAUUGUUCAUUGCUAAGAGACAGGUUUCAGAUACAGCAAAUGUUUCAUACAUACACAUAUAUGCUAAACAAACAAAAGAUACCCACCCUGAAUACAUGUACUCUUGAUGUAAUAAAAGUGGCAAAGUAAUCAGGCCAGCUAAUCAAGUCAGCAGCAUUAAAAUCCUAUCUAAACAGUCCUCAAAGAAUACUGAACUGAAUGUUUGUGGGGUAUUUUGUUUGCUUCAUAGUUCAUUACAUUGCAGAAGUUUUAUGUUCAGUUUGAACCACAUUUGAAAAAGCACUGUAUCCUUAUUAGAGUAACUUGUAACCCAUAUGGUAAGCUUAUCCAUUCUAACUCGCAACACCAUAUUAAUAUCUUAAUAUGCAGCCCACCGCAGUAAUACUAGAUAAAGUUUGCCUGCACUCGUUCCUGGCAUUUAUCAGUGCGGCUGAUCAUUGCUAGUGAAGUAUGGUACCCACAAAGAAGCCAGUGUUAUUUAAUGAUGUUUGCAACUGUGUAUGAGUCAGAAGAGUCAGGGCUCCGUGUGUGAGGUCGUUGAAGAUCCUGGGGUGGCCUUCAUCCUUGACACCCUGUCUGGCUGCUCCCUGCUGGGCUUGACCUCACUGCUUACACAGAGCACACGGGCCGCGUGACAGCUCUAUUUUAAACAUGCUGGUGUUUGUAAACUCUGUUGCUUCCCAUCACCAAGUGGAUGGAGAACAUGAUACUGCGGCUUUGUUGCAGCAUGUGGAGUGGCUCCCUCGUGCCUCCUUCGCUGGCCAGGUUUGUUACCCAUCUUUCCUCACAACCUGCUAGCUUCCUGGAGCACUGAGAAGCAUGUCUAAUUGUCAGCACUUGGCUUAGACAGGUCCCAGAACCCAACUCUAGACAAGCAAGCACAGACAGUGUCCACAGCAGUUCUGGAAAGUCUCAGGUUCAGAAGUGGAAUGAGGUCUUGCAUGAACAGACUCAUCUAGAAGAGUUACCUGCUGAUGUCUUCCAGCAGUGGACUGAGCAGGAAGACUUGAAGAACCUGGGACUUGAAUGAUGGCAUCCAGCCACCACGCUGCCAGGCUGUCCAGGCCACCUCUACCCGACUUCUGUGAAACACCAAACUUAGUUUUUUCACCCAAUUGAUUUAGAAAUGUUCUAUUAGUAGUAACUGAAAACAUUCUGAUGGUUACACUUUUGUAGGACUUACGCAGUUUUGAAGUAGAUUUUAGAUAAUUCAAUAUUUUGAGGGGUCAAAACAUUUAUUUUAUGUAAACUGAGCGUUAGAAAUCAAUUUAAACAAUUAAAUGUGUGUACUUCCUCUGUCAUGUCACUGGCCUGUGAAACAAUCUUUGACCCCAACAAAGGGUACCUCCCUUUUUCUAAUAAUGCAGUAAAUUUUGCAGUAAUUUGUAUUAUUCCUGGACCACUGCUGCAGUACUAGUUGUCAGCACAGCAUGUGAGGCAAGGACCUAAUUACAUUUACUUCUGAAUGAUUAGCUAAGGUCUGUCCCAUUUGAGUACCUUCCCUCUUAACUGAAAUUCCUUCUAUUUAAGCCACACGUGGCGCCUCUCUGUUGCUCAGUGUUACAGUGUGCUGGGACUCUGGUAGACCAGAAAUCCAGGCCACAUUUGUUACAGUGGUGUCCACAGAGGUUUCCAGUGCUGGUGUGCUAGCUUCAUUACACAAUGUAUGGUAAUACUGGGGCCACCUGAAACCAAAGACUUACACUCUCUUCCCUGUAGCGCCCGGCUGUGCUGGCCAAUCAGGUCCUCCCGACGAGACUGUAUAAGCCACGUGUGUGCUGCCACACUAACUGGCAGCUUUGUAGAAUGCCUUUGGGUAGAAAAGAAUGAGACUCAAAAGGAAAUAAACUUUUUCAAUUC
Molecule: messenger RNA, 4793 nt
Organism: Ochotona curzoniae (black-lipped pika)
Lineage: Eukaryota; Metazoa; Chordata; Mammalia; Lagomorpha; Ochotonidae
Gene: ZNF12
Product: zinc finger protein 12
Exons: 2
Coding region: 581-2404 (607 amino acids)
Biological process (GO): negative regulation of transcription by RNA polymerase II
Molecular function (GO): RNA polymerase II cis-regulatory region sequence-specific DNA binding; DNA-binding transcription repressor activity, RNA polymerase II-specific
Source: RefSeq, a predicted model, not a curated record